Molecule: messenger RNA, 2109 nt
Organism: Polyodon spathula (Mississippi paddlefish)
Lineage: Eukaryota; Metazoa; Chordata; Actinopteri; Acipenseriformes; Polyodontidae
Gene: olfml1
Product: olfactomedin-like 1
Exons: 3
Coding region: 186-1385 (399 amino acids)
Biological process (GO): signal transduction
Source: RefSeq, a predicted model, not a curated record
UACUGGAGAAAAGAGCUAGUAUGGAGUGAAAAACAAGCUUCCAGAUGCUUGAUGAUUUAUAAGAAUUCACUAAUAUAUUGCAACAUCAUAUUCUUAAAAUUACUAGGACGAUUGUUAAGUGUAAUGCUAAUUAUAUCGUUUUUUACAUUUCUUUAAAGUACUUUGUGAGAGACUCCAGAUCAAUUAUGGUCAACUGUUAUCUAAAGCUGUUAAGAGUUUUACUCUUAAUUCAAAUAUUUGGUAAAGCCCAGCGUAUCACUCAAGAUGUCAUCAUGAUGCAGUACUUUGAGAGACGAAUUGCACAGCUGGAAGACAGGCUGAUAAAAUGUGACCAAGAUCUUAUGAAAUAUGUGCGAGAACUCUACGACUUUUCAAAAGAAUUCAGGAAUCGUCUGGAUGCUUUAAAUGCUGACAAAACUGAGUUUAAGAACGAUGUGGUUGAUGUGGUGACAAGAGUGGAGAGGAUCGAGAGGGACAUCGACUACUUGGAGUCACAGACACCAGCUCAAGCCUGCGUGGAGGUGGAUGAGAAACUACUGGAGCAGCAGGUUAAAGAGACAGAAGCCAAGAGAAAGGCCAAGCUCAAACUGGUUGCAGAUUGUGAUGCUAUGCUGGCGAGUAUCAAGUCACUAAAGAUUGUUAAAAAAGCAGGAGACGUCCAUGGUUCUUGGUUGAAAGACCCAGCCCGGGAAUCUCAGAAGAUUUAUUUUUUCAGUGGGACUAAACAAGAUGUUUUUUUAGAAUUUUCAAGCAUGAAGGCAUUUACUGAAACCAAUUAUAUGCAAGCAGCCCGGAAUAUUACUCUUCCUUUUUUCUGGAAAGGAACUGGCCACGUUGUAUACAAUGGCUUUUUGUAUUUUCACAGAAACGACUCAGUAAACGAGAUCAUAAAAUAUCACAUAAGGAAUAAGACCGUGAGCGACCGCAUGCUGUUGCCAGGGGCUGGGAGGGUUCCUGUAUACCAGCUUUCUCCAUACACCUUCAUAGACCUGGCAGUGGAUGAGCAAGGCCUAUGGGCCAUACAUGCAGACCCUAAUACAGGUGGAAAUAUAGUGAUCACCCAGAUAGACCGUGCAAGCCUGGCAGUGGAGCACAGCUGGGACACAACCUGCACCAGCAAGGAUGCUGAAGCUGCUUUCAUAAUGUGCGGCACUCUCUAUGUUGUUUAUAACUCGGACUAUAGGGGGCGAUCGAGAAUACAGUGUUUGUAUGAUGUGUAUGAUAUGAUAAGCAGUGAGGAGCCUCCUGUUCUCUAUUUUCCAAAACGCUACGGUAGCCAUUCUAUCAUGCACUACAACCACAAGGAGAAACAGAUUUACUCUUGGGAUGAAGGGCACCAGAUCAUUUAUAGAAUGUCCACUAAGAAGAAAUUAGAAAAUCCAUAAUCUGAAACAGUCUUAAAGACUGCAAAUUCAGAGCAUUGACAAAUAGAUCGAUGCCUGGCAUUGCUGUCACAUUAAACUGGUCUGCAGCUGAGUGAAAGUUAGUCAAGCUAAAUAAACAGCAUCAUAAAUGGAGAUGAUAGAACAAAAUAUAGUAGUAAUAAUACCAAAAUACAUCAAAACACUGUAUUUACAGACUUGAUUUCCAGUUUGGAGAACUCAGAUAUAAAUAUUUGUAAAUACAGUGUAUGGGCAUAUCGUAUACCUUUACAUUUCCAAUUUAGCCCAACCAAUCUAUAAUAAUUGAUUUAUGCAGGUCAUUGUAUCCAACGCAUACCUGCUAAAUUGUUUUUUGUGAUGACAGACUGGCUUAUACAUUGCAUGGUUUUAGAACCUAUUUCUGUUAUUUAAAAUAUCACCAAGAUGGUUCGGUGCAGAAAAAGCUUUCGAAUUUGUAGGCCACAGCUAGAUAAAAUCUUGACAACAUUUUUUUUUAAUUCUAAUAAUAAUACAAAAAGCAAAGCUGGCUUUGCUUUGAUUGCUAGUUGAUUAUAAACUAUAAAACUUUGACAUGAAAUUACACCAUGUAUCUGGUUUUGAAGUUUGAAUGUAGUAUGUUUAAAAUGAGAAAGUUUGAACUAUUAUUAGUACAUUGUAUUGACCGGUAGGUUAAAUUAUAUUCAGAAGUGCCUUUUCUGACAAUAUCGGAAUAAAAUAUGAAGCAAUA